Cololabis saira (Pacific saury) is the source of this 2460-nucleotide messenger RNA. RefSeq names its product neurofilament heavy polypeptide-like. Lineage: Eukaryota; Metazoa; Chordata; Actinopteri; Beloniformes; Belonidae. The coding region runs from base 1 to 2421 and encodes 806 amino acids. Gene Ontology annotation, molecular function: structural constituent of postsynaptic intermediate filament cytoskeleton. Gene Ontology annotation, cellular component: axon; neurofilament. Gene Ontology annotation, biological process: axon development. The transcript has a single exon. The record is from RefSeq and is a predicted model, not a curated record.
AUGAGUUACACCGUUGACCACCACUUCACGGGCCCGAGCUCGUACCGCAAGACUCGGCCCGCAUCCGUCUCCUCCAGCGGCUUCCACUCCCAGCGCCGCCGCCUCGCCUACAGCCAGCCCUCUGUCUCCAUCGACAGCCUGGACGCUUUCAACGGCAACAUGACGCGGAGGAGCGAGAAAGAAGUCCUGCAGGCUCUGAACGACCGCUUCGCCGGUUACAUCGACAAGGUGCGCAACCUGGAGAUGCACAACCGCAACCUGGAGGCGGAGGCUGCGGCGCUGCAGCAGAGCCAGGCCGGCCGCACGGCCGUCGGAGAGCACUAUGAGCGUGAGUUGAGCGACCUGAGGGGCGUCCUGCAGCAGCUGACGGGGGACAAAGCCCGUACGCUCGUCGAGCACGAACACCUGGAAGAAGACAUCCAGCACUUGCGCGGCAGGCUGGAGGAUGAGACGAGAAACCGGGAAGAGUUGGAGGCUGCCGCUCGGGCCAUGAAAAAGUACAUGGAGGACAGCCAGCUGGCGCGUCUCGAGCUGGACAAGAAGUUCCGUGCCCUGGAGGAGGAAUCCGAUUUUCUCAAGAGAAACCACGAGGAAGAGGUGGCAGAGCUCAUGGCGCAGAUCCAGGGCGCACAGGUGAAUUUCGACAUGAGAGACAUGGUCAAAGCCGAUGUCACCGGCGCACUGCGAGAGAUUCGCUCGCAGCUGGACAGUCACGCCACAAAGAACACGACCCACGCAGAGGAAUGGUUCCAUGUGCGUAUGGAGCGUCUAUCCGAAACUGCUAAGACGAACCAGGAUGCAAUCCGUGGGAGCCAGGAGGAGAUUGCAGAACACCGGCGUCAGCUCCAGAGCCGCACCAUUGAGCUGGAGACUCUUCGAGGAACCAAGGACUCACUAGAGAGGCAGCGAAUGGAGAGUGAAGAUAGGCACCAGGAUGACCUUAACUCACUACAGGAAACCAUCAACCAGCUUGACAAUGAGCUGAAAUCCACCAAAUGGGAGAUGGCCAGCCAACUGAGAGACUAUCAGGAGCUGCUGAAUAUGAAGAUGGCCCUGGAUAUUGAGAUUGCUGCUUACAGAAAGUUACUGGAGGGAGAGGAAAAUCGCUUUUUGUCAGGUGGCCCCCCAUUAUCCUUCCUGCAGAGCAGAAUCUCCGGACAUGUCAAAGUCAAAGCCGAAGAAAUCUCUGAUACAGUAAUCGUGGAGGAACAGACCGAUGAGACACAAGUGACAGAGCUGACAGAGGAAGCAGAUGAGGAGGAAGAGGAAGAAAACAAAGAAGAGGAAGAAGAGGAAGCUGAGGAAACCAAAGAGGAGGAGGAACAAGGUGAGGAAGAAGAAGACAAGGAGGAAGGAGAAGACAAGGAGGAAGAAGAGGUAGAGGAAGAGAAGGAUGAAGAAGAAGAAGAAGAAGAGGCUAAGGAGGAAGAGGCUAAGGAGGAAGAGGCUAAGGAGGAAGAGCAGGAGGAGAAAGGAGAAGAGGGAGAAGAUGAAGAAAAUGAUUCAUCCACUCCUCCAAAACCCCCUCAGCCCAAAUCUCCUGCUGUCAAAUCACCAGAAUCUAAAUCGCCACAAAAAUCUCCAGAAUCCAAAUCACCAGCAGACAAAUCCCCAAUGCCUAAAUCACCUGCUAAAUCUCCCACAGGAGAUGAGUCAAAGUCCCCACCUACUAAAUCACCUGAAUCUAAAGCUCCUCCCAAGAGCCCUGAGCCAAAGUCUCCAGAAAAAGAAACCAAGCCCAUUCCUCCCAAAGACACCGUAAAAGAGGAGAAAAAAGAGGAGAAGCCACAGCCCGUCAAGGAAGAAAAGGAGAAAGAGCAGCCUGCAGAGAAGAAGCAGGAACCCAAGGAGAAAGAGCCGGAGAAGGCAGACAAACCCGACACAAAGGAAGAUAGUAAAGUAGAUGAAAAAUCAGAAAAGGAGGACGUUUUGAAACCUGCCACUCCUAGCAAGCCCUCUGAGGACAAACCCGCCCCGAAGUCUGAGCCUAAAGAGAGUGCCCCCCCUGCUAAGGAGGAGAAGACUCCUGCUCCUAAACAAGAGAAGGCUGAACCUGAAGCAAAGGCAGCAUCUAAAUCCGAACCCGAGAGCAAGACUGAGGAGAAGAAGCCCGAGGAGAAACCUGUCCCUAAAGUAGAGCCGGAGAAGACAGAGAGUAAGCAAGAAGAGAAGAAGCCAGAAGAAAAACCUGCAUCUAAAGUAGAGCCAGAGAAGACAGAGAGCAAGAAAGAGGAGAAGAAACCAGAGGAAAAGCCUGUGCCCAAAGCAGAACCCGAGAAGACUGACAGCAAGAAAGAAGAAAAGACAGAGGACAAAAAGGAAACAAGUAAAGAUGAAAGUAAAGAGGUGAAGGAGGAAAAAGUUGAGAAAUCCUCUGACGCUGAGUCAAAGGAGAGCAAGGAUGAGAAGCCCAAAAAGUAAGACUUAAGUGCUGUGUUUCAGUUAUCGCAGAGACGAGGA